Messenger RNA from Mytilinidion resinicola, 1783 nucleotides. RefSeq lists its product as uncharacterized. NCBI's taxonomy places the organism in Eukaryota, Fungi, Ascomycota, Dothideomycetes, Mytilinidiales, Mytilinidiaceae. The coding region runs from base 58 to 1602 and encodes 514 amino acids. Gene Ontology annotation, biological process: regulation of DNA-templated transcription. Gene Ontology annotation, molecular function: DNA-binding transcription factor activity, RNA polymerase II-specific; zinc ion binding. The transcript has 3 exons. The record is from RefSeq and is a predicted model, not a curated record.
UGUCCUUGUUCAUACUUCAACUCAAUUAACAUUGCCCAAGCCCACACUACCAGCGCCAUGAACGACUACGAUUCCGUCCCGCGUUACCCCGACUACGCCAUUCACCGAUACGGGAUUUCUUCUGGCGACCGCAAUGCUCCGUGUUUCGUGUCUAACUCCACACGCCUUGAUUUCCGUGGCUGUCCGAUCACUUCUCGACAUCGCGGUACUUCGAUCAGGGAUCUGGAAGGAGAGCAGGGCAGUGGACAACCCAGACGCCGCAUCGCUGUAGCAUGCGCGCGCUGUAGGAAGCGCAAGAUUCGUUGCAGUGGCGAUCCUGGGAAUGGAUUGGGAUGCGAAAACUGCAGGGGCGCUGGUGCUGAUAUCACGCAGUGCCAAUUCAACCGAGUUGGCUCUGGAGAUGCAUUCAGCGUCAUGAAUUUGGCCGGUAACAUCCCUACCCAAUUUAGCAGCACCAUACCAACUGGAAAUUCCCAUCAGAAUGGGAUGAUCCCAAUAUACUCAGCCCCCCCUCCAACGUACCACCAAGCCUACCCCACCAGCCAGUAUCCCUCCGGCAAUACAAAGUCGGCAUACUCGCAGCCGUGGUCAUCAAUCCCUUUCGCUGAUGACUCCCCAGUAGAGUCUUAUGGCCUUACGAACAGUGCCAGUCUGAUGGGACCAGAGUCUAUGAGCUCUGUAUAUACCGCACCGGAGAGUAGCCUCCGAUGGAGCCAAAUGUCCCAGAAGUCAAUGCCCAAUGGCACCGGCGUAUAUCUCGAUCAAGACACCCCCGCAACUACCUAUGCGACCAAUGGUGUGCCAUAUCUCACGACCAUGAUACGACCAGCAGUUACCACUGAGCCGUUUUCGCCAUUGAACAUGACAUCGCUCAACUCGACUCUUCCGGUCGCACUGACUGACCGACAGUUACCUAUUCCGCAGGCAACUCGGUCUCUGCCAACGGCAGUCGUAGACCAGAAUCACACACGAGCAUUCCCAGCUGCUCAAGGUCCCAUUACUACCACCGUGAGCUCAAAUGGUAGUUACACGAAAGCUGCUAUGCCUUGGUCUACCGAAGGCAGUAUAGCCAGAGGUCGCCCAAGCUCAAUCACGAGCUCUUCCUCAGGUGACAUCAUCUCACCAACCCCGUCCAAACCAUACAUGGCCGCUGCAUCCGCUCCGGAGCCCGUUCUAGGUUAUCAUGUUGCGGACGCAAACAGCCCUGAGCCAUCUCCUACCAGCACCGCGCCUUCUAUGUCCUACAGCAGCACUUCUUCCUCAGAUUCGACCAUGCCAGCGACAUCUUUAAGCACAGGCUACUCGCUUAUGCGCCAACAGACCCUUCCCGUCUGUACAUCUAGCGAAAUGGCUCUCUCUCGCCAGGAUUCUUGCCCCAACCUAUACUCUUUUAGUGUGGAGCAAUCAUCUAGGCACAAUUCUUCAGGGGAGGUCACCGCGACCGAGGGGACACUCGUGAACGGACAACGAUACGCGCCGCUCUCUCAGCCUCAGCAUGCAACCAGCAUGGAAUCUUUACGACGUGACUCGUUUGAGCACCGCACAAGUCUGACCCACCGUGCUUCGGUUUCAGGUGUCGGUCAUAUUUACCAAGCAGGAUAGCUUUCGCUCACUAUCAUUCAUUUCAGUCUUCUUUGCUCCGCAUCUUCAGAACUGUUCGCCUAACGACAGACCUCAUGCUUGUGUUUGUCAUGACGGAGCUCAAGUCCCAUAUUUCAGUCCUCCACGCACUAGGUACUCAACCUUACAAACUAAUUCGAAUUAACGGCUUCUCUCACGACCU